CUUGACUUUGCUUUGGAUCAGUCUUCAAUUACCAUUUGUUCUCAAAAGUCUUCGUAACCUUGGGCUGUAUUCUUCCUUGAGUCCUCUCUAAUUCAUUUGUCUUCCAAAUCAGUUAGCAAUCAUGUUGUGAGAGUUUCUGAUCUACUGAUAAAAUUACAUCCCUGAAGCCUGAAGGACACUAGCUUUCUUCUUCGAAUUUAUUGCAGGUGAAGUUUCUCAGAUUGUUGUUUUUCUAAUUCCAAUUAAGUUUUACGAUGGUGUGGUUUCCAUUUUCCAAUCUACCGGAAAUAUAUUUUGUUACUUGUUUCAUCUGUAGAACAGGAUGGAGCAAAUCGGGUCGAAUACCAUCGCUUCGUUAUCCUCUUUCACGGCCCCUCUUCCAGGUGCAGAGUAUGAGGUUUUCCUCAGCUUUCGAGGACCUGAUGUCCGCACGACUUUUGCUGAUUUCCUCUAUAGACUCCUGGAUCGUCCCAAGAUACGGACCUUUCUUGACGAUGAAGAGCUUCGCAAGGGGGAGAAGAUAGCGCCUUCUCUCGUCAAGGCAAUCAGGGAAUCGCGAAUAUACAUCCCGAUCCUUUCCCCAGGCUAUGCAUCUAGUAAAUGGUGCCUCCAGGAGCUAGCUCUGAUGGUGGAACAUUGCAAGAAAGAUGAAGGUCGUCACAUCAUGCUGCCCAUUUUCUAUUUCAUGGAGCCUAGAAAUGUGCGGCAUUGUGAGGGUUUGUAUGAGAAAGCAUUGGAACAGCAUAGUUUGAGAUAUGGCCAGGCAGCCAUCAGGGAGUGGAAGGAUGCUCUCAAUCAGGUCGGGCAAAUGACUGGAUGGCAUGUGACCGCGUCGGAUAGACAGGGAGCAGUGGCAGAAAGCGUUUUCUCUGAGGUUUGGUCACAUAUAAAGGGAAACUACACGCUUGUGACGAAUGAGUUGUUUGGAAUCGAUUCUCACGUAAACCAAGUAAUGGAGUUGCUGAAAUCAGAUUUUGAAGGCGGCGCCAGUGUCGUUGGCAUUCAUGGUAUGGGUGGUAUCGGUAAGACCACUAUCGCCAAGUCUGUCUAUAACAAGGUCUUUACACAAUUCGAGCGUCAUUGUUUUUUGGAGAAUGUACGAGAAACACUAUCGUUGAAGAAUGAUGGUGUUACAACUCUGCAGAGCAAGGUUAUUUCUAGCAUUCUAAGGGAUGAUCACAAAGUUAGAGAUGUUAGUGAAGGCAUCCACAUUAUAAAAGAUAGAGUAUGCCCUCGCAAGGUUCUCAUUAUACUUGAUGAUGUGGAUGAUCGGUUUGAGUUUGAGCAAAUCUUAGGUGAAUUAAGAAAUUUUUCCCUUGAAACUAGAUUUAUCAUCACAACACGAGAUAAAAGGGUGCUGGAGCUGCUACAAGUAUCUAAGCUCUAUGAACCUGGAGGGUUGAGUCAUGACCAUUCCCUUCAACUUCUAAGUAGAUAUGCUUUUAGAAUGGAUAACCCUCUAGAAGACUGGUCAAUUCUGUGCGAGGAGUUUGUAAAUGUUGCAGCGGGGCUUCCUUUGGCUCUUGAGGUUAUAGGGUCGCUUUUGUUCCGGAGAGAGAGAAAAUUCUGGGAAGAGAAGUUGAUAGAACUAAAGAGAAUUCAACCCACCAAGGUGCAAGAAAGAUUGAAAAUAAGCUAUGAUGAGUUGAGUGGUAGUGAAAAACAAAUUUUUCUCGACAUUGCUUGUGUUUUUAUAGGAAGAAACAAGGAAUUUCCUUCAUAUAUGUGGAGUGAUUGUAAUUUAAACCCUGAGAGUGGAAUUAGUACUCUUAUUUUGAGGUCCUUGAUAAAGGUGGAUAAGGAUAAUAUAUUUUGGAUGCAUGACCAUGUAAGAGACCUUGGGAGAACAAUUGUUCGCGAAGAAGAUUUUCAACAUUCUUCGAAGCGGACCAGAAUAUGGUCCAACGAGGAUGCGGUCGACAUGUUAAUCAAUGGAGAGGGAACAGAUAGGUUGGAAGUUCUUAGAGUUAACAUGACCGGCGAGGAUUUUGAGCUCACGGAGAAGGAAUUUCGGAAGUUGUCAGGGUUAAGGUAUCUCGAAGUGCGAUAUGGAAAUCUGUCUGGAGAUUUUAAAAAGAUCCUACCGAAUCUGCGUUGGCUGCUACUUUAUUAUUGCAGUUCAAUCCCUAUUGAUUUCAAUGUAAAGAAAUUGGUAAUUCUGGAUCUGAAGGGUUGCGGUGUAAGAGAUGACGGGGGAAGCUGGGGCAGAAUCAAGGAGGCACACAGGCUGAAAGCUAUAGAUGUAUCGGACUGCGACAAAGUGGGAGAAGUUCCGGAUUUGUUCGGUUGUAGAAGUCUAGAACGGAUAAAUUUCUAUGGGUGCUCAGAGAUGGGCGGGGAGCUUCACAUUGACAAUUUUAAGGAUCUGAGAGUGCUAAACAUUGCUGUGACUAAGAUAACAAAGUUGAUAGGUGACAUUGGAAGGCUUCAGAAUCUGCAAGAGAUCUCGAUAGAGCAUUCGUGCUUGAGAGAAAUUCCUGCUAGCAUUGGUAAACUGUCCUCACUCGAGAUCUUGGACCUAACAGGGGUUAAAAUUGAAGUACCAGAACUCCCGACAAGUUUAAAGAGGCUAAACCUCUCAUCUCCUACCGUUCCCAAUCUCUUGGAGCUCAAGGACUUGGAGUGGCUAUGGUUGAGUUGUAAUACACUUGAGAUUCCUGGGGAUAUGUGGAAGCUGUCCAAGUUGAAGGAUCUGACGUUAAUUCAGGUUGAGAUUGGAAAGGAUGCCCUUGUUCUUCACCAAGAAUCAGUGGACCCCGAUGACCAGAAUCAUUAUUCUCGACGACAUGGUAUGAAAACACUUUUUACUUCAUCGUCUGCCCUCCCAUCAUCUCUGAACACCCUGUUGAUACAGGGUUGUCAUCCAUUGGAGAGACUGCCGAACUUUGCGAAUCUGAGUAAUCUGAUAAACUUAACUUUGAGAUAUAUUGGGGUACGUGAGAUCACCGGUCUGGGAGAGCUGAGGAUGCUGGAGAACUUCCACCUAUGGAAUGCUUCACAUCUAAUUAUUCUCGAUGGCCUCGAACAUCUAGAGCUUCUGAAGGAAUUGAGGGUGAAUGGUUGUGGUGUACUGAGAAAACUGGCCAGCUUGUCAAAUUUGUCUAGGUUAAGAAAGCUCGAGAUCAUUGAUUGUCCGCUCCUCUCUGAAAUCCAUGGCCUUGGCGAACUGGGGGGUUUAUCGAUUCUAUGGAUCAGGAGAUGUGAUCAGUUGUGUGGGGCGAUGGGGCUUGACAAAUUGGAGUCACUGCAAGAAUUGUGGAUCACAGAUUGCGUGGCGAUUAAGAACUUGCCGGAUCUAUCUGGUUUGAAGCACUUGUCAGAGUGGAGAAUUGCUGGAUGCAAUCAGUUGACUGGGGUGACGGGACUUGACAAAUUGGAGUCACUGCGACAAUUAGAGAUUACUGAUUGUGCAUCGAUAAAUUAUCUGCCUGAUCUUUCUGCUUUGGAGCAUUUGUGGGCGUUGAAAAUUACGGGAUGCAAGCAGUUAACUGAAGUUACUGGGCUUGACAAAUUGGGGUCAUUGCAACGAUUGGAGAUUACAUGGUGCGAUUCGAUUAGGAAGCUGCCUGAUCUAUCUGCUUUGGAGCACUUGUGGAAGUUGAAAAUUGCUGGAUGCAAUCAGUUGACUGGGGUGAUGGGGCUUGAAAAAUUGGAGUCAUUGCAACUAUUGAGGAUUACUGAUUGCGCGUUGAUUGAAAAGCUACCCGAUAUAUCUGCUUUGAAGCACUUGUGGGAUUUUAGAAUUAUUGGAUGCAAUCAGUUGACUGCAGUUUCUGGGAUAGAGAGAUCGGGGCCGGUGAAGUUGCUAACUAUUGAUGGAAGGCUAAAGACGCGAAAAAGAAAGAUUCCAGAACCCCAAGUCCACUGAAAAGGGUAUGGAAAUGUGUGUGGUGUUCAUGUCUCGUUUGCAUGAGUGUUGUUGCUGGGAGCUGGUCAGCAUUUGGGAAGCUUAUGCAUUUUUCUUAAAAAUCGUUUAAUGCUUGUAUAUGAAGAACUCUAAAAGGUACCAUACUCCAGUUAGUUACUACUGAAAUUCAGAAGAAGCCUGUCGAAAUUCCUGUUUGUUUUCUUGGUUUCUAUCUGAAUUUCUGAACGCCACUUGGCUAGUAGGAAGAAGGUUUGAUGUGCUAGUUGAAGAUCUCAAAGCAGCAGCCAUAUGCGAGGAUGUCAAAAGUAUUUUCGCUGCUAAAAGUAGCUUAAUUUGUGGCUGAAUCAGAGUCGUAUCCAGGUCGAGAAUGUACGGGCAUGGCAGCUUGCUCACCCAACUGGGACAGCAGAUGAAUGCCUCGACUGAAUGAAGAAUCCUGCUCGAA
Linum trigynum is the source of this 4313-nucleotide messenger RNA. Lineage: Eukaryota; Viridiplantae; Streptophyta; Magnoliopsida; Malpighiales; Linaceae. The record is from the annotation of a GenBank genome assembly.